This is a messenger RNA of Habropoda laboriosa, 1403 nucleotides long. Its product is annotated as methyltransferase-like protein 14 homolog. Gene Ontology annotation, cellular component: RNA N6-methyladenosine methyltransferase complex; nucleus. Gene Ontology annotation, molecular function: mRNA binding. Lineage: Eukaryota; Metazoa; Arthropoda; Insecta; Hymenoptera; Apidae. The coding region runs from base 231 to 1403 and encodes 390 amino acids. The record is from RefSeq and is a predicted model, not a curated record. The transcript has 5 exons.
GAUUCGAUGUAUUCCUACAGAUAACGAACAAUUUGAAAAUUUCCGUCUGUAAAACGUGGUGAAUCUUUGCGGUAAAAAACGAUGAAAAAUCUACGCGUCGAUAAAUGAACGCGUGCGUUGCACCGAGUGAGAGCUACAGUUGUAUACCGAAUACACCUAGUAGCAACGUGAACGCGCGAUACGUCUUCCCAAGGAUUUCCGAUUAAUUUUGCCGGCCAAAUUAACGAAAGAUGCUUCAGACGCUUCGUGAACGUUCGCAGAAACGCAAGAAAUUGCUCGCCCAGACGCUAGGUGUUUCGAGCGUAGACGAGUUGCGGCAGAUUCUCGGGACGGAUAUCGACGAUGCGCAAAAGAAAAAGAUGAAAUCUGUAGGGGAAAGGUCCGAGAACGGAGUGAAAGACUCGAAAAGUGAAACAGCUCUGACCGACGAGAUCGUUUACAAAGAUUCCUCGACGUUCCUAAAGGGGACGCAAUCGUCGAAUCCGCACAACGAUUACUGCCAGCAUUUCAUCGACACGGGUCAGCGACCGCAGAAUUUUAUCAGGGACGUAGGCCUGGCGGACAGGUUCGAGGAGUACCCGAAAUUACGGGAGCUGAUCAAGCUGAAGGACGAUUUAAUCGCGGAAACUGCAACGCCUCCCAUGUAUUUGAAAACAAACUUGCUCGCGUACAAUUUGAAAGAGCUGAACUGCAAGUUCGACGUGAUCCUGAUCGAACCCCCGUUGGAGGAGUAUCAACGCACCUGCGGUGCGACAAACGUCCAACUUUGGAAUUGGGAUCAGAUAAUGGAAUUAGAUAUCGGCGAAGUGGCGGCCAAUCGAAGCUUCGUAUUUCUCUGGUGCGGUAGUAGCGACGGAUUAGAUAUGGGACGUUUUUGUCUUCGCAAAUGGGGUUUCAGACGAUGCGAAGACAUAUGCUGGAUUCGCACCAACAUCAAUAAUCCGGGCCACAGUAAAAAUCUAGACAGCAAAGCUGUCCUCCAGAGAACGAAAGAGCAUUGCCUGAUGGGCAUCAAGGGGACCGUUAGACGGUCCACGGACGGAGACUUCAUUCACGCGAACGUCGAUAUCGAUUUGAUCAUAUCGGAGGAGCCCGAGUACGGUUCGAUCGAGAAGCCUGUCGAGAUCUUCCACAUAAUCGAGCACUUCUGCUUAGGCAGGCGAAGGCUGCACUUAUUCGGUCGGGACAGCACCAUUCGACCAGGAUGGCUCACCGUCGGUCCAGAGUUGACCAACACCAAUUUCAACGCCGACCUCUACACCAGCUAUUUCGCCAACGGUCAGAUUACCACCGGCUGCACCGAACGAAUCGAAGCGCUCAGGCCAAAGUCUCCGCCACCGAAGGGGAAAGUGACCGGUCGAGGCAGAGGCGGUUUCAAUCGAGGACGAGGUAGAGGAAGGUAA